CUAUCAUGUGACCAGAAAUGCAACAUUCAACCUUUGUUCCGGAGAGUCCCAUUGAAUGUGCCGCAUUGCACGCAUUCGUUUACCGAAAGAUGCUUGUACAUAAUAAAUGGAGAAUAAUCCGACUCCUCACAUUGGUGGGGUUGAGUCUGCUACUGGUAUUGUUAAUAUUGUUUAUCGUGGUUAUGUCUAGGACGUUCACGUUAAAGGAAAAUCUGGGACUUCAGUUUGCACAGUGGGAAAAUACAACCAUCAUAUCCGCCGAUAUAAGCAAACAACAGAGAGAGGUCCUUCUUGCAAAUUUCAAAGCGGCUAUUCGGAUCCCUUCUGUGUCAUUUUCGCAGACGCACCAGAACACAAGCGCUCUGCGAGAGUUCGACCAGCUUCUGAGAAGAGUCUUCCCAAAUGUAUUCUCAUCCAGCCUGGUUAAGCAUGAGGUGGUGGGUAACUACAGCCACCUGUUCACUGUACUGGGGACUGAUCCGGAACUGGUACCCUACAUGCUCCUGGCACACAUCGACGUGGUGCCGGCAAACGAGGUGGACGGGUGGGAGGCACCUCCCUUCUCUGCUAAAGAGCUGAAUGGAUUCAUUUAUGGACGAGGGACCAUCGACAAUAAACAGUGUGUCAUGGGGAUCCUUCAGGCCGUGGAGUACUUGCUAGAGCGAGGAUAUGUUCCGCGGCGAGGGUUCUACAUCGGCCUCGGCCAUGAUGAGGAGGUAUAUGGAUAUAAUGGGGCAGUGAAUAUAGCCAAAGUGCUGAAGAGUGGUGGAGUGAAGCUGCAGUAUAUUCUGGAUGAAGGCCUGGCAGUGAUGGAUGGAAUUAUAACUGGCCUGAAUGGACCGGCAGCGCUGAUUGGUGUCAGUGAGAAAGGGCAGGCCACUGUGAAACUUAGUGCCAGUACGAGGCUGGGUCAUUCUUCCAUGCCCCCAAAGGAGAACAGUAUUGGCAUUCUGGCUGCUGCAAUAACAAGGUUGGAGGAGUCCCCAAUGCCCAGACUGUUUGGCUAUGGUCCUGAGCAGAGCACCUUUGAACACCUGGCACAUAAGUUUCAGUUCCCUCUCAGGUUCAUGAUGUCCAAUUUGUGGCUGUUCAACCCCUUGCUGAGCAGGGUAAUGGAGAGAAGACCUGACAUGAAUGCUUUUGUGCGCACUACUACCGCGGUCACCAUGUUUAACUCUGGUGUUAAGGUUAAUGUACUCCCAUCUCAUGCAGAGGCCUUUGUGAAUCUGCGCAUCCACCCUGCCCAAACACUGCAGGAGGUCCUGGAUUUGAUCAAGUCGACUAUAUCUGACAACCGCGUGAAGUUGGAGUUGGUGGACGGGUUUGAUUCCCUGCCCAUCAGUUCCUAUGACGAGCAGUCAUUUGGGUACCAGAUCAUAAAGAAGACACUGCUGGACAUGUUUCCUCAGGUCACAGUGGCCCCAAGCAUCUGCAUUGGCAACACCGACAGCCGUCAUUACAUGGACCUCACCCAGGACAUUUACCGCUUCAACCCGACCUGGCUCAGGCCAGGUGAACCUGAGAGAAUCCAUGGCAUCAACGAGAGGAUGUCUGUGCAGAACUAUGAAGAGAUUGUGCUUUUUUACUUUCAGCUCAUACAGGAAAGUGACAUCCGAAUAUUACCCCCAUCUCAUACUGGCCAGCAUGAGUUGUGAUAAAAUAUUUUCAUUGUUGGACACAACAUUUUUGUUUUGUUGAGACUGGGUGAAUUAAACUGGGUGUUUACAACUGAA
Molecule: messenger RNA, 1733 nt
Organism: Electrophorus electricus (electric eel)
Lineage: Eukaryota; Metazoa; Chordata; Actinopteri; Gymnotiformes; Gymnotidae
Product: N-fatty-acyl-amino acid synthase/hydrolase PM20D1.2
Biological process (GO): amino acid metabolic process; lipid metabolic process
Molecular function (GO): hydrolase activity, acting on carbon-nitrogen (but not peptide) bonds, in linear amides; metallocarboxypeptidase activity
Source: RefSeq, a predicted model, not a curated record